Messenger RNA from Cordyceps fumosorosea ARSEF 2679, 1776 nucleotides. RefSeq names its product Major facilitator superfamily transporter. Gene Ontology annotation, biological process: transmembrane transport. The record is from RefSeq and is a predicted model, not a curated record. NCBI's taxonomy places the organism in Eukaryota, Fungi, Ascomycota, Sordariomycetes, Hypocreales, Cordycipitaceae. Bases 1 to 1776 code for a protein of 591 amino acids. Gene Ontology annotation, molecular function: transmembrane transporter activity. Gene Ontology annotation, cellular component: membrane. The transcript has 4 exons.
AUGGCGCUUCACAGGUCCGACCAUGAGUCGGACGAUGAAACCGCGACCCGCCUCCUCCCGCUCGACGAGGCCGCGGCCGACCACUUCUUUGACGAUGAUGCAGCGGCCGAAGCACCAGCAGACGGCGACGUUGGUGGUGGUGACCCUGCUCCGGCUCCGCGCCGGUGCCCCCUCCGCGCUGCCCGGUGGCAGGUCAGCUCCCCGCGGCUCAUCGUCCUGCUCGUCGGCUUCUCCAAGUUCUGCAUCGUCUGCAGCGGCAUGACCCUCCUCGUCCCGCUCUUCCGCCUCAUCGAGGACGCCAUCUGCCACGGCGUCCUCGACGACGCCUCGCCGGGCCUCCUCGACGAGAUGCGCUGCAAGGACGACGCCGUGCAGGCGCGCCUGGCCACGUUUCUCGGCUGGUCCGGUCUCGUCGGGUCUCUAGUUACCCUCGUCACUGCUUUUCCGUUUGGGGCCAUGUCGGACCGCUUCGGCCGCAAGCCCACCGCGCUGCUCGCGUACAUCGGCGUCUUCGCCUCUUUCUUCUUCACCCCGCUCAUGCUCGGCCCGCCGCUGCGCGGCAGCAUACGCGCGAACCCGUACCUGCUCCUCUGGGGCAACAUCUUCCAGGCCGCUGGCGGCGGCAUCCCGGUCCUGCUGCAGACGCUGUACGCCAUGGCCGCCGACGUGAGCUCCGAGGCUGACAAAGCAUCCAACUUCUUAUACGUCAGCCUCGGCUCCGCCGCCGGCGGUCUCCUCGGCCCGCUCCUCGCCGGCAUUCUCAUGACCCAGUUCGGCCCCUGGGUGCCCAUCUGGCUCGUCAUCGCCACCUCCCCGUUCCUCAUCUGCAUGCUCCUCCUCCUCCCCGAGACCCUCCCCACCGUCCAACCCACCACCACCACCUCCCCCGCCGCCCAGCUCACCUUUCGGGCGCGCAUGGCCCAGGGCCUCGACGACCUGCGCGCCUCGCUGCGCAUCCUGCGCGACCCCAGCGUGCCCCUCGUGCUCGUCACCUUCCUCACCCAGAACGCGCGCGUCACCGCCUACGCCUCCACGCUCGUCCAGUACGUCUCCAAGAACUACGGCUGGACCCUGGGCCAAACCUCCGUCCUGCUUUCCCCCGUCGGCCUGCUUGGCCUCGCCGUCCUCGGCGGCCUGCCGCGCCUCGCGGACCACCUGCUCGUCCGGCGUCGCCUCUCCGUCUUCGGCAAGGACCUCCUGCUGACCCGCGCGUCGACCGCGUUCCUGGUCAUCGGCGCGGUUGUCCAGGGGCUCAGCCCCGGCAGCGUUGCCGUCUUCGUCCUCGGGCUGGUCGUCUCCACGCUCAGCACCGCGGAUAGCCCGCUCGCCCGCGCCACCGUGUCCCACUACGUCCGCCCGGCGUACACCUCCCGCCUUUACGCGCUCAUCGGCGUCGCGGAGGUGCUCGGGUCGUUUUUCGGCGCCCCAGUGCUCGCGUACCUCUUCAACAUCGGGCUUGAGAGGAAGGGCCUGUACACCGGCCUGCCGUACUUUUACGUCGCGCUGCUGGCCGGAAUAUCUCUGGUGGCUCUCAUGUUCGUGAGACGGCCGUCGUCGACGCGCAAGAGCCAAGCAAGCGACGGCUCGGCGGACGACGAGAAAUCUGGCAAGCCCCGAAGAGCUUCAUCCACAAUGGCCCUUUCGUCCACUGUAAUUGUAUUCUCAGAGGACACCGUCUUAUUCGUCGGCUGCUCCAAGGACGUCACGGAUACUGUGGAGGCGACUAUUGUCGCGUCAGUCUUCCGUGACCAAUCCUCCUCCAUUGACGAGCUGUGA